CCUCCAAAACUCAGCUGUGAUGUCCCUCCUCCAGAACGCCUGACCACAGGACUUGACCCUUUUUAUCCCCAGUGCCUAAGUGUCUAAAGAGCUGAGUGAGUUGCCUCGGAUAGGCCAGGCCCGCGUAUCAGCGAACAGAUGCGGAUAUCCACCAGGGGGCGCUAGAACGCCACGACCUUUCACUGUGUGCACCAGUGUGGGGCUGCCGCUUGCCUUUGCCAUCCCAGGCUGGGAAGUUCGACUCGUGGAUUAAGCCCCGCCUGAUUGGGAGUUGGAGAUGUGCACUUAGAGGCGCAUCUGGGGGCGGACACAUCUGGCACUGCGGCCCCUGCCACCUGCCUCUCCACCCACCGAGGCCCUGGCGACCCUGGCCCCACCACACUGCCUUGAGAGUCGCUCCAAAGUAGGGCCCCAGGGCUUGCAGCAGCAUGGGCACCGAGAACAAAAGCCCAGAGCCUGACUGCCAGAAACAGUUCCAGGCUGCAGUGAGUGUCAUCCAGAACCUGCCUAAGAACGGUUCUUACCGCCCCUCCUACGAAGAGAUGCUGCGAUUCUACAGCUACUACAAGCAGGCCACCAUGGGGCCCUGCCUGGUCCCCCGGCCUGGGUUCUGGGACCCCAUUGGACGAUAUAAGUGGGACGCCUGGAACAGUCUAGGCAAGAUGAGCAGGGAAGAGGCCAUGUCUGCCUACAUCACUGAAAUGAAAUUGGUGGCACAGAAGGUGAUCGACACAGUGCCCCUGGGUGAGGUGGCAGAGGACAUGUUUGGUUACUUCGAGCCCCUGUACCAGGUGAUCCCUGACAUGCCGAGGCCCCCAGAGACCUUCCUGAGAAGGGUCACAGGUUGGAAAGAGCAGGCUGUGAAUGGAGAUGCUGGGGCCGUUUCAGAGUCUCCCUGCCUCCCCAAGGAACUGGCACCCCCAAGCCCAGUGUCUCCUAACAGGUGCUUGGCCCAGGGAACGCCCCUACUCUCCCUGCGCAGCCUCCCUUUGGGCAGUAACUCUACCAACCCCUCCUCAGAGUCCCAUCCACCCAGGGACCUGGACCCUGAGGUUUUCUGUGAUUCGCUGGAGCAGCUGGAGCCUGAGCCGGUUUGGGCUGAGCCGCAGGGAGUACCUGGAGGAGAGCAUGACCCGAGAAACAGCCCCGUGCCCCCCAGAGAGAAAGAGGGGUUGCGGGGCAGCCUGCUGGGGCCCCAGGAAUUGGACGUGUGGCUGCUGGAGACAGUUCGAGCACUACAGGAGAGCAUGCAGGAGGUGCAGGGGAGGCUGCAGAGCCUGGAGAGCAUGCCCCGGCCCCCGGAGCAGAGGCGGCAGCCCAGGCCCAGUGCUCGGCCAUGGCCCCUUGGGCUCCCGGGUCCUGCACUGCUCUUCUUCCUCCUGUGGCCCUUCGUCGUCCAGUGGCUCUUCCGAAUGUUGCGGACCCAAAAGAGGUGACUGUCAGUGGAGGGGUCUCUGCAGCCAGCUGAGACCAUCUUGGUGUGCCCUGAGCCUUCCUAGGCUUUAGAAGAACAGCCUUCAAAAUUCCCCCUCCCCUCAGUGUUUGCCUUCGCACCUCCUCCUCUAAAGCGGGGAGCGGGGGGCGGUCAAAGGGCGGUCACCCCUCUUUACAGCUUCCCAGGACGCUUCCUUCCCUCCCCGCCCACCCAGGCUCUCCGGGGAGGCCGCAGUUGUGGUGCACGUCCCGGUGCUGGGUUGGCCGUGACAGGGGGCGGGGCUGUUGGGUCUCAGCCCCUGCCCUCCCCAUCCUCUGGGUCACCUGACUCUUCCCACCCCUGCUUCUCCCUGCGGAGGUUCAGCUCUUGGGCAAGUUGGGACUUGGGCCGGGGCCUGGAAGAAUGAUUGGCUGGGAGGCUGCGGGAGGGAGGCCAGGAGGCCUGGACCAGUUGGGAGGAGUGACCAGGCUCCGGGAGAGAGGUGUGAGCGCAGAUUUUGCUCACCUUCCUCCCCUGCUGGCCCCCGGUGCCCCCACACACACUCAGGAACGUCUUCAUUGAAGAUUCACUUACAAACGAAUGUUUCACUAAAUAAAGGAAAUCCAUAAUCU
Molecule: messenger RNA, 2046 nt
Organism: Sapajus apella (tufted capuchin)
Lineage: Eukaryota; Metazoa; Chordata; Mammalia; Primates; Cebidae
Gene: ACBD4
Product: acyl-CoA binding domain containing 4
Exons: 11
Coding region: 429-1436 (335 amino acids)
Biological process (GO): fatty acid metabolic process
Molecular function (GO): fatty-acyl-CoA binding
Source: RefSeq, a predicted model, not a curated record